Messenger RNA from Colletotrichum gloeosporioides, 2016 nucleotides. RefSeq lists its product as uncharacterized. The record is from RefSeq and is a predicted model, not a curated record. Bases 1 to 2016 code for a protein of 671 amino acids. Lineage: Eukaryota; Fungi; Ascomycota; Sordariomycetes; Glomerellales; Glomerellaceae. The transcript is spliced from 3 exons.
AUGCCAGACUCAGACUCCAUCACGUCGCGUGAGAUGGCCGAGUACCUGGAGAACAAGCGCGAGUUGAGUGAGAGGGACAAGGAAUAUCUAGCGCUCAAUGCCAAAAAGAACCAGGCGGCGGCUGCUCGCGAGGGUGCCAACAUCAACGCCUACACCAACUGGGCCACCAACAUGAACAACAACAACAACCUCAGCAGCACCAACGCCAACGCCAACGCCGCGAACAACACCACUAUCAACGCCAAGAAUGCCGAUGACGACGACGACAGACGCUCCGUCCUAUCCUCACGCAUCAUGCGCUCCGGCCUCACCAACAUCGGCCAGCUCGUCCGCAAAGCGCCGGGCCUGCAGUCGGCGCAGGACCGUCAGACGGUGGAGGCGGCGAUGCGCGACCCGCGGUAUCUUGAUUCGUGGCGGGGUAACAAGACGGUGCAGCCACAUCAACGCCCCCCACAGAGCUUCCAGUACCAACCACGCCCCUCAGCUCCACUUAUCCAGCCACAGCAGCCACAGAACCAGCCGCAGCCACCCCACGAUGCGGCGUCAGUCCUCCAGCAAUACCAAGAUCACCGGCACCAACACCAACAACAGCAACUGCCGCUGUAUGCUCCGUUCGCUUCGCUACAGGACAUCGACGCCGAACUGGAUCGUGUCCUGCAUGAGCAAAAGAGCCACCUCUUCGAGGCCGUCGACUGCGAGGUGCGCGUCAAGGUGCUGCACUGGCACCGCCACGCGAUGAUGGAGCGGGAGGCCAUGGAUGCGAACACCGCCAAGAACAACAAAGACAACCGCAGCGAGGUGCUUCUCGACGAUGACACCUCCUCUUCUGACUCCUCCUCCUCCAACCCGGACUCCGAACAUCGCCACGAUAACCUGACCGUCAUCGACUACGACCCCAUCGCCGUCCCAUCACACCCCUCUGCCCGGCGCUGGCUCGUCCCCCUGAUCAUCGCAUGCUUCAUCGCCGGAGCCUUCAUCCUUGCCGCCGUCCUGAGCUACUCCGACCUCCGAUCCAUCAAAAUCAUACCACUGCCACCGCCGCGCCCACGGCCGAUCACGCUCCGCAACCUGACCACCCUCGUCCACCCCUACGCCCGCCUCGUCCGCCUCCUCGACACCAACACCCCCGCCACACCUCUCCCCGCCGUGCAACGCGAGUUCACCGAGCUGUGCACCAUCGGACGCGCCCUCGCCAUCCCCGCGGACGUGUGCCAUGAUAUUGUCGAUCUGCUGGAUGAUACUAGUGGGCACCUCGCGCGCGUGCUGGUAGGCAUCCGCGCGCGCGCUGGCCCGGGGAAUUUGGUGACUGCGUUGAGGGAUACGGUGCUUCUCAUGGCGUGGGGGAUCGACACGCAGGCGCAGGAGCAACAGGAACAGGAACAGGAACAGCAGCAGGGGAACGGAGGUGGUGGCGAGGGUGUGUGGAACAGCACGGCCGAGGGCAUCUUCCGCGCUGUGACGGCACAGCUGCCCAACUGGUGGGACGACCACAACGCCCUCGCCGUGCCCUUGCAAUCGGCCCUGGAGUCGCUAAGGCAGGCGAGGGGAAUGGAAGGGGAUGUACUGGGCGCGUUCAAACUCGCCGUUGGCAGCUUGGACCCGAAUACCUUCCCCGCCGAAGACGUCUUCUACGCAUACGACCGCCUCUUCACCCCCCUCCUCCCGCGCCGCGACGCCCUCCUGACCACGCUCGAGUCCGCGACAAGGAUACUGGAGGACGCGGCGGGAAGGGUGUACGAGUUCAACGCGACGCUACACGGGAUACGCGCGGAGGCGAAGAAGGGGACACGCGGGGGAUAUGUGUUUGAGGGGGUUGAGGUGUUGCUUGGGCGGGUGAAGGACGCGCUUGCGGUAUUGGACCAUGAGUUGGAGGCGGUGGGAGUGAGGGAGAGGCAGAGGCUGAGAGAUGGCGAGGGUGGGGAGGAAGAGGCGAGGGAGGUGGAGGAGCGGAGACCGAGGAGGAGGAGGGAGAGGGAAGAGAGGGAGAGGGGGAGGAAGGCGUGGUGGAAGCUGUGA